AUGAUUGUGUUUGGUGUUUUAUUUUUCCUCGUGGCAGGAGCAUUAGGGUUCACGCCUAUCGAUUUGAGCAGUUGCACAGUUACUAAAGGAUGUAUUCGUCCCUCUGUCUGUGAUGAUAAUGCUUGCGAAUAUGGAGCAACUUGGCGUUUAGUUGAACAAGACGAAAUUCAAUAUGUUGAAUUUGAACUCUUUGGUGAUGUCAAAUCAAGUAGUGGAUUUAUAUCACUUGUAUUCUCCAGAGAUCCUUAUUUCGGUGGCGAUGGCUUUGUGGGGUGUUACUAUGAUACUGUUGAUUUCAAAGGAGUUGUCAAGGCUGGCUACAGACCUGAAGCUAGUGAAACCAACCAUAUCUACAACCCUUCUGACGAUGAGAAGUUGCUCAUUACCAGUGGAGAUGAUCUUGGAACCGAUUACGUCGACGCCAAUCAUUACAUUCAAUGCCGAUUUAGACGCCGUGUGACUCCAGUGCGAAUGGCCAAUCAGUUGAAGGAUCUCGCUCCACCAAAUGCGUACUAUCUCAUCAUUCAACGCGGUUCUGAUCCCUUGAGAACCAACUUUGGUCAACUCUAUCCAGAUGGUGAAGCGACCUCCAAUGCCAGUGCAGUUAUCACUUCGUAA
Molecule: messenger RNA, 618 nt
Organism: Rodentolepis nana
Lineage: Eukaryota; Metazoa; Platyhelminthes; Cestoda; Cyclophyllidea; Hymenolepididae
Source: the annotation of a GenBank genome assembly